AUGAACUUCGACCAACCUCAACCGUCGAGCGCGUACCCAUCGAGCGAGCUCGUCUGUUCGUCCGUCUUGAUCGACUUACCGACGAACAAAGACUUCAACGAGUUAAUCAAGCGGAAAUCCGAAAAGAUGGUUUUCCAGAAAAAGCAAAUUCGGGACGGAAGUUCCCCGAACCCGGUACCGAUGACCUGCGUGUUAGUUUUGAAUAACGAUGGAAACGAGUCGAAAAAGUUGAAAAUUAAGAGCGAUAUUUUGUGGAGGAACGAUGGGGUGCCAGUAAUUGCGGCUGAUUUCGGCGGGAACGCUUUCGUUAAGGCGUUAAGUUGUGGGGGGAGGAUUGGAGCGGAUUAUAUAGUUGGAGAUAUGGAUUCGUCGUCGCGGUCGAAAGAGGAAGAUGAAGACGACCAGAUUGAGGAAACGAGAAAGAAGAAGAGACGAACUCUUUUCCAAAAGAGUUCUCUUUUCGUACAAGGGGAAGAAGAAAAGUGGGUCGAAGAAGUGAAAGAAGAAAAGCGGGAGAAUGUACCGUUCGUGAACCGAGAGCAAUUGCGGAAACUGCGGUUUGAUGAUGAUGCGGGCGCGACGACUCCUAACGCCGCUGCUACGGCAGAAGGUGGAGAAAAAGAAGGAAUAGUUUCAGGGGAGUUGAUCGACCUCAGUCGAGACCAAGAUACGAACGAUAUGGAGAAGUGCUUGAACUUUAUUCUCGAGAGAGGUAAAUAUAGUUAUCGAGACCCGGUCGUAUCGGACGUGGUGAUAUUCAACGCCAUGGGCGGGAGAUUCGAUCACGAGUUUGCGAACAUAUCGGCGAUUUUGAAAGCGCCCGGCUUGUUGAAAGGUGGUCCGAGUUACGUGUGUUACGACGCGUACGAUAACGGAGCGAAAGAGGAAGAAAAGCUCGGGAUACAGAUUUCGUUCCCGAUACGAAGAGGGUACACGGUGUUGAAAUUUAAAGUUCCAGCGAAAUCGUUGGGGAUCUUUCCCUUCAACGGAAAGACGAAAGUGUGGACGAGCGGAUUGAAAUGGAACCUCGAAAACAACAAGAAAGAAGACAACGCAAAGAACUACGAGUACUUCGAAAUGGGCCGGAAGAUAAGCUCGAGCAACGAGACUACUUUUGAGGACGAGUCGAGGACAAAAGUGACCGACGUGCACGUGAGGUGCGACAAGGACGUGUGGUUCACCGCGAGGAUUCAAUAA
This is a messenger RNA of Bathycoccus prasinos, 1197 nucleotides long. RefSeq lists its product as hypothetical. Gene Ontology annotation, biological process: thiamine diphosphate biosynthetic process. The transcript has a single exon. The record is from RefSeq and is a predicted model, not a curated record. Gene Ontology annotation, molecular function: thiamine diphosphokinase activity; ATP binding; thiamine binding. Bases 1 to 1197 code for a protein of 398 amino acids. Lineage: Eukaryota; Viridiplantae; Chlorophyta; Mamiellophyceae; Mamiellales; Bathycoccaceae.